AGCAUACCAGGAGAUCCAGCAGACUGACGUGUGAGCCCUGCCGGAGGGGUCUCAGAGUUUUAAAGCGCCUCAUACUUCAUUUAACCAUUCAAGUAAAUGAAGACGCGUCUCUUUUCCCGUCUUUCCUUUUAUUUCGUACGUGAAUAAAGCAGGAGCGAACUUUUUCUGACGGCGUGCGUUCUGAAAAGUAUCGGCUGGAAGAAUUUAAAAUUGAACGGGAAACUUUCGCUCCGCCACCGUUCUUAGUUAGUUCAAAGCUGGUUUCUGUCCGAAGAAACACGUCUAUCCCUGCCCUUUUCGCACGCGCUUCCAACUCUCAAACUUUCUUUCGUUUUCUUUCCUUCUUUUUUUUCCCCUCAGAAGUGCGUGCGCGCGCGCUUGUCCCACUCCCCCUCGCGCUGUAAAAACUCGCCAAUUGUCGCAUAAAAGGGGGGCACGAGAACUUCGGAAAAACAUGAUGAGCAAUAAUACAUACUACGACCAGCAGCUGCCGCCGCAGUAUUACCAGGGCACCGACAACGGUGAGGACGGAGACGAGGAGAUGCCGGCCACGGAGAAGGACCUGGCGGAGGAUGCGCCCUGGAAGAAGAUCCAGCAGAACACCUUCACCAGGUGGUGCAACGAACACCUGAAAUGCCUCAACAAAAAGAUCAACGACCUGCAGAAGGACCUGAGCGACGGGCUCAAGCUCAUCGGGCUCCUGGAAGUUCUCAGCCAAAAGAAAAUGUACAGAAAGUACCACGCCAGACCCAAUUUCAGGCAGAUGAAGCUGGAGAACGUGUCCGUCGCGCUAGAGUUUUUAGAACGGGAACACAUCAAACUAGUGUCUAUAGAUAGUAAAGCUAUAGUGGACGGCAACUUAAAACUGAUCCUGGGGCUCAUAUGGACCCUUAUCCUGCACUACUCCAUUUCCAUGCCCAUGUGGGAGGAUGAGGACGAUGAAGAUGCCAGGAAGCUGACACCCAAACAGCGCCUUCUGGGCUGGAUCCAAAACAAGGUCCCCCAACUGCCCAUCAACAACUUCCACAGGGACUGGAGAGAUGGCAAAGCCCUCGGUGCCCUGGUGGAUAAUUGCGCACCUGGCCUGUGUCCGGACUGGGAGACAUGGGACCCGAGUCAGCCAGUGGAGAAUGCAAAAGAAGCCAUGCAACAAGCCGACGACUGGCUCGGUGUGCCUCAGGUGAUUGCUCCAGAGGAGAUUGUGGAUCCUAACGUGGACGAGCACUCAGUGAUGACCUACCUGUCUCAGUUCCCCAAAGCCAAACUCAAACCUGGUGCCCCACUGCGAUCUAAAACCCUGCACCCCAAGAGAGCCAAGGCCUACGGCCCAGGUAUUGAGCCCAAAGGUAACGUUGUGUUGAGGCCAGCUGAGUUUGUGGUGGAGACUGUGGAGGCCGGGCUUGGAGAGGUGUUGGUGUACAUUGAGGAUCCAGAGGGCCACACAGAAGAGGCCAGAGUAAUUCCCAACAAUGACAGGAGCAGGAGCUACUCUGUGGUCUAUGUCCCAAAAGUGGAGGGUCUGCAUAAGGUGAAGGUGUUGUUUGCUGGACAGGACAUUGACAGAAGCCCUUUCCUAGUAAAUGUGUCUAAAGCACUGGGAGACCCGAACAAGGUGCAGGCCCGUGGGCCAGGUUUGGAACCGGUGGGCAGUGUGGCCAAUAAACCCACCUAUUUUGACAUCUACACAGCAGGUGCAGGAGCUGGUGAUGUCGGUGUGAUCAUUGUGGACUCUCAGGGCCGCAGAGACACAGUGGAGAUCAUUCUGGAAAACAAGGGCGACAGUGUUUUCCGCUGCACUUACUGCCCCAUUCUGGAGGGCCCUCACACUAUAUAUGUGACAUUUGCUGGCCAGCAGAUACCAAGAAGCCCUUUCACUGUCCACAUCUCAGAGGCGAGUAACCCGAAUGCCUGUCGGGCCAUUGGGCGUGGCCUGCAGCCCAAGGGUGUGCGUGUGAAGGAGGUGGCCGACUUUAAGGUGUACACGAAGGGAGCAGGCAGUGGAGAACUACGUGUUCAAGUCAAAGGGCCGAGAGGUGGCGAUGAGCCUGUGAAGGUGCAAGACCUGGGAGACGGUGUGUACGAAUGUGAUUACUACCCCAUUUUCACUGGAAAAUACAUUAUCACCAUUACUUGGGGUGGCCACGCCAUUCCCCGUAGCCCAUCUGAGGUGAUCAUAAGUGAAGAUGCAGGCCCUCAGAAGGUGAGGGCUUGGGGUCCAGGCCUGGAGACGGGCAUUGUGGGCAAAUCAGCUGACUUUGUGGUCGAGGCCAUUGGCACUGAGGUUGGAACUCUGGGUUUCUCCAUCGAAGGCCCCUCACAGGCUAAGAUAGAGUGUGAUGAUAAGGGAGAUGGAUCUUGUGAUGUUUUGUACUGGCCCACCGAGCCUGGUGACUAUGCGGUCCAUGUCAUUUGUGAUGAUGAAGAUAUCAAAGACAGCCCCUUCAUGGCCCACAUCCUCCCUGCAGCCAAUGACGUCUUCCCUGAGAAGGUUAAGUGCUACGGCCCCGGGCUAGAACCAACUGGGUGCAUUGUAAACAAACCUGCAGAAUUUACAAUUGACUCCAGUGGAGCUGGAAGAGGACAUCUACAGAUUUACGCUCAGGACUCAGAAGGCUUCCCCAUCAACAUCCAGAUCACAGAUAACGGUGACAGCACAUAUUUCUGCGUCUACAUACCCACCAAGCCCAUCAAACACACUAUCAUCAUCACCUGGGGAGAGGUCAACGUUCCCAAUAGUCCAUUCAGGGUAACCAUUGGAGAAGGCAGUCACCCAGAGAAAGUGAAGGUUCAUGGACCAGGAGUGGAGAAGACUGGCUUGAAGGCCAAUGAACCCACAUACUUUACUGUGGAUUGCAGCGAGGCUGGACAAGGAGAUGUCAGCAUUGGGAUUAAGUGUGCUCCUGGCGUGGUGGGACCUGCUGAAGCAGAUAUUGAUUUUUACAUCAUUAAAAAUGACAAUGACACAUUCACAGUGAAGUAUACACCUCCUGGAGCUGGACGCUACACCAUCAUGGUGCUAUUUGCUGAUCAAGAAAUUCCAAUUAGCCCCUUCCGUAUCAAAGUCGAUCCAUCCCAUGAUGCCAAUAAGGUGAAAGCAGAGGGUCCUGGACUCAACAAGACUGGUGUGGAAGUGGGCAAGCCGACCCACUUCACCAUCUACACUAAAGGAGCAGGCAAGGCCACGCCUGAGGUUCACUUCACCACAGCUGGGAAAGGAGAAGCCGUCAGUGACUUUGAGAUCAUUGAUAACCACGACUAUUCUUUCACUGUGCGUUACACUGCAUUACAGCAGGGUAACAUGAGCAUAUCUGUGUGCCAUGGCGGUGACCCCAUCCCCAAAAGCCCUUUUACCAUCACUGUUGCUCCUCCUUUGGAUAUCAACAAAGUCAAAGUUCAAGGACUCAACAACAAAGUGGAUGUAGGGAAAGAUGAGGAGUUUACCAUUAAUACACGUGGCGCGGGAGGUCAAGGAAAGGUGGACGUCAAGAUUACCUCACCUUCUCACCGACCAAUCCCUUGCAAGGUUGAAUCUGGAGCAUCCAGUGAGGUGCACACUGUUAAGUAUAUUCCCCCCGAAGAGGGGCCCUACAAAGUGGACAUCAGCUAUGAUGAAAACCCCGUGCCUGGAAGUCCUUUCACGGUGGAGGGAGUGAUGCCUCCAGAUCCCUCAAAGGUGCGAGCCAACGGCCCUGGCCUAAAGGGAGGUAUUGUGGGUAAACCCGCUCCAUUUGCCAUCGACACCAAAGGUGCAGGUACAGGGGGUCUCGGGCUGACUGUGGAGGGCCCGUGUGAAGCCAAGAUCGAGUGCCAGGACAACGGCGACGGAUCUUGCUCAGUGUCCUAUCUGCCCACUGAGCCUGGAGAGUAUUCCAUUAACAUCCUGUUUGCUGAUGCUCACAUCCCUGGUUCUCCAUUCAAAGCCAUGGUUCAGUCUGUCUUUGACCCCAGCAAGGUCACAGCUAGCGGACCAGGGCUGGAGAGAGGAAAGGUCAACGAAGCUGCGUCGUUCACGGUGGACUGCUCUAAAGCAGGCGAGGCGGAGUUGACCAUUGAAAUUAUUUCAGAUUCAGGAGCGCAGGCUGAGGUUCAUGUGCAGAAUAACAGCGAUGGAACAUAUUCUAUCACCUACAUCCCUCCUUUCCACGGAAUGUACACCAUCACGAUUAAAUAUGGAGGACACGCCGUGCCGAAGUUCCCUGCAAGGGUGCAGGUAGAUCCUGCUCUCGAUACCAGCGGAAUCAAGGUCUACGGUCCAGGAGUGGAACCCAGAGGGGUACUCCGAGAGGUCACUACACACUUUGUCGUUGACACUCGGGUUCACAGCAAGAUGGGUGGAAACCACAUCAAAGUUCGUAUUGUUAACCCAUCAGGUGCCAACACUGAUGCGUUCACCACCGACAAAGGAGAUGGCACUUACAGAGUGGAAUAUACAGCAUAUGAGGAUGGUGUGCAUCUGAUAGAGGUGCUGUAUGAUGACGUACCUGUCCCCAAGAGCCCGUUUAGGGUGGCGGUAACCGAAGGUUGUGAUCCCAGCCGUGUACGUGCCUACGGUCCCGGUCUGGAAGAGGGUCUGGUCAACAAACCCAACCGCUUCACUGUGGAAACCAGGGGUGCUGGCACAGGUGGUCUUGGAUUGGCUAUCGAGGGUCCAUCAGAAGCUAAGAUGUCUUGUAAAGAUAACAAAGAUGGCAGCUGUAGCGUGGAGUAUAUUCCUUUCACUCCUGGAGAAUAUGACGUCAACAUCACUUUCGGAGGUCUGCCUAUCCCAGGUAGUCCAUUCAGGGUGCCUGUGAGGGAGCUGGUGGAUCCUAGUAAGGUGAAGUGUUCUGGUCCUGGUUUGGGCAGUGGAGUUAGAGCCCACGUUCCUCAGACCUUCACCGUGGACUGCAGCAAAGCUGGACUCGCCCCACUGGAGGUGCUGCUGUAUGGACCUACAGGUGUGACAGAGCCGGUGAAUAUCACAGACAAUGGUGAUGGCACACACACGGUGAUCUACACUCCUACUAAAGAUGGACCGUACACUGUGUGUGUCAAAUAUGCAGACCAAGAAGUGCCACGCAGUCCAUUUAAGAUCAAGGUGUUGCCUGCUCAUGAUGCCAGUAAAGUCCGUGCCAGCGGUCCUGGACUGAACGCUUCCGGGGUUCCCGCCAGCCUGCCGGUGGAGUUCACCAUCGAUGCCCGUGACGCAGGCGAGGGUCUUCUUACUGUACAGAUACUGGACCCAGAAGGAAAACCAAAGAAAGCAAACAUUCGAGAUAACAGAGACGGAACAUACACCGUGUCCUACGUCCCAGAUAUGACAGGACGCUACACUAUUACAAUCAAAUAUGGCGGAGAUGAGAUCCCAUACUCCCCCUACCGCAUACAUGCUCUGCCCAGUGGAGAUGCCAGCAAAUGCCUUGUGACAGUGUCGAUUGGUGGACACGGAUUGGGCUCUGGGCUCGGACCUACUAUUCAAAUCGGCGAGGAGACCGUUAUCACUGUGGAUGCAAAGGCUGCUGGGAAGGGGAAGGUCAACUGCAAAGUGUCAACUCCAGACGGGGCAGAGCUAGACGUGGAUGUGGUGGAGAACGCGGACGGGACAUUUGAUAUCUACUAUACCGCUCCAGAACCUGGGAAAUACGUCAUCACCAUCCGCUUUGGAGGAGAGCACAUUCCUAACAGCCCCUUCCAUGUGGUGGCAUCUGAUACCAUCCCUAUAAUCGAGGAACCAUGUGAUAAACUACAGUUACAGCAGCCCUACGCCCCCUACCAGGGCUACACCCCUCACUGGGCCACGGAGGAACUAGUCACUGCAGUGGAUGCCAUGGAGCCAAUGCUUCGCCCGUUCAAUCUGGUCAUUCCAUUUACUGUACAAAAGGGGGAGAUUACAGGUGAGGUACAUAUGCCCUCUGGUAAAACCGCCUGUCCUCACAUCACUGAUAACAAGGACGGGACUGUGACGGUCAAAUAUUCCCCCACCGAGAAGGGCCUACAUGAGAUGGACAUCAAAUAUGACGGGAAUCACAUUCCAGGAAGUCCACUGCAGUUCUAUGUAGAUGCCAUUAACAGCGGGCAUGUGAAUGCAUAUGGCCCUGGUCUGAGUCAUGGCAUGGUCAACAAACCCGCCACCUUCACAAUCGUCACUAAGGACGCUGGAGAAGGUGGUCUGUCUUUGGCAGUGGAAGGCCCCUCUAAGGCAGAGAUCAGCUGUAAGGAUAAUAAAGAUGGCACCUGCACUGUGUCCUACCUGCCAACAGCCCCAGGAGACUAUAAUAUAAUCGUCAAGUUUGAUGACAAGCACAUCGCUGGAAGCCCCUUUACAGCCAAGAUCACAGGUGAUGACUCCAUGAGGACAUCCCAGCUGAACGUUGGCACGGCCACAGACGUGUCACUGAAGAUCACAGAGACGGACCUGAUCUCCCUGACCGCGAGCAUCAGAGCCCCAUCUGGCAACGAGGAGCCCUGCCUGCUGAAGAGACUGCCAAACCGCCACAUCGGAAUAUCCUUCACUCCUAAAGAGGUGGGUGAGCAUGUGGUCAGUGUGAAGAAGAAUGGAAAACACGUGACCAACAGCCCAUUCAAGAUCAUGGUGGGCCAGUCUGAGAUCGGAGAUGCCAGUAAGGUGAAGGUGUUUGGGAAAGGACUGAUAGAAGGACACACCUUUGAAGUGGCUGAGUUCAUCGUGGACACCAGAAGUGCAGGUUAUGGAGGUCUCGGUCUGUCCAUCGAGGGGCCCAGCAAAGUUGACAUUAACUGUUCGGAUGUGGACGACGGAACAUGCAAAGUGACCUACUGCCCAACCGAACCCGGAACUUACAUCAUCAACAUCAAAUUCGCUGACCAACAUGUGCCAGGAAGUCCAUUUACAGUGAAGGUUCUGGGUGAGGGAAGAAUGAAGGAGAGUAUAACCAGAAAGAGGCAGGCGCCCUCUAUUGCCACGGUGGGCAGCACUUGCGACCUCAACCUCAAGAUUCCAGGGAACUGGUUUCAGAUGGUUUCGGCCCAAGAGCGACUCACCCGUACCUUCACACGCAGCAGCCACACCUACACGUGCACGGAGCGCACCGAGAUCAGCAAGACUCGUGCUGGCGAGACCAAACGGGAAGUGCGGGUGGAAGAGAGCACCCAGGUGGGGGGUGAUCCCUUCAGGGAUGUUUUCGGUGGAUUUCUGGGCAGGGAGAAGCUGGGACCCUUCAGCAGUGCCCAGGGCCGACAAUCAGAGGGUGAAUCAGGUACGCAGGAAAUGACCGCACAGGUGACGAGUCCCAGCGGUAACACAGAGGAUGCUGAGAUCAUAGAAGGAGAGGACAGCACCUAUGGUGUGCGUUUUGUGCCUCAGGAGAUGGGCCCCCACACUGUCAAUGUCAAAUACAGGGGACAGCAUGUCCCUGGAAGCCCCUUCCAGUUCACUGUGGGGCCCCUGGGAGAGGGAGGGGCCCAUAAGGUUCGGGCUGGUGGUACUGGAUUGGACAGGGGUGUGGCUGGAGUUCCAGCUGAGUUCAGUAUCUGGACCCGUGAGGCCGGUGCUGGCGGUUUGUCCAUAGCUGUUGAGGGGCCCAGCAAAGCAGAGAUUUCCUUUGAGGACAGGAAGGAUGGUUCCUGUGGGGUGGCCUAUGUAGUACAGGAACCUGGUGACUAUGAGGUGUCAAUCAAAUUUAACGAUGAGCAUAUCCCAGACAGCCCUUUCAUUGUUCCUAUUGCAUCAGUGUCAGAUGACGCCCGCCUACUUACCGUCACCAGCCUGCAGGAGAUGGGUCUGAAGGUGAACCAAGAGGCCUCGUUUGCCGUGCAGCUGAACGGAGCGAGAGGGGCGAUUGAUGCUAAGGUGCACACACCAUCUGGAGCAGUGGAGGAGUGUUACAUCACUGAGCUAGACAAUGAUAAGCAUGCCAUACGGUUUAUUCCACGGGAGAACGGCGUCCACUCCAUCGAUGUCCGUUUUAAUGGGAGUCACAUCCCAGGCAGUCCCUUCAAGAUCCGUGUUGGGGAACCCGGCCAGGCAGGAGAUCCAGGAAUGGUGACGGCUUUUGGGCCCGGCCUAGAGGGGGGAACUACAGGUGUACCCUCAGAUUUCAUUGUAAACACGUGUAACGCUGGCUCAGGAGCUCUGUCGGUCACCAUCGACGGCCCAUCGAAGGUGAAGAUGGAUUGUCAGGAGUGUCCAGAAGGAUACAAGGUCACCUACACACCCAUGGCUCCCGGCAGCUACCUCAUCUCCAUCAAAUAUGGAGGACCGCAGCAUAUCGUGGGCAGCCCCUUCAAAGCCAAAGUCUCUGGUGCACGUCUGUCCGGAGGACACUCUCUACACGAAACAUCAUCGGUUCUGGUGGAAACGGUGAUGAAAUCAUCAUCGUCAGUGGCCGGAUCUUUCUCUACUCUGCCAAAGUUCUCGUCCGACGCCAGUAAGGUGAUCUCCAGGGGGGCCGGACUCUCCAAAGCCUUCAUUGGCCAGAAGAACGCCUUCACGGUGGACUGCAGUAAAGCAGGGACAAACAUGUUAAUGGUAGGAGUGCACGGGCCAAAGACUCCCUGUGAGGAAGUGUACGUCAAACACAUGGGCAACAGAAUGUACAAUGUCACAUACACAGUGAAGGAGAAAGGCGACUACAUCCUGAUAGUCAAAUGGGGAGAAGAAAUGGUGCCCGGAAGCCCUUUCCACGUCACUGUGCCUUAAAGACUGUCUUUAAACCCUCUCCACUAUGCAAAGACUCUACUGAUCAUCCUGGGAGAGACGGGACUCACCGACAAUGCCUUUUCAUGACAUAUUAAUCAAGAAAACGUCUUUGUCUUCUUUAUCUGCAUACGCUUUAUCCAAAGUCCAUUAUGUGCUCAUUUCACACUCGGAAAUGUACCGUCAUUUUUUUGUAUUUUAGAUGUUGUGAGACUAGAGAAUGUUUGAUGGAGAAGAGAAGUGAAUGAUGAAAUACUAAUUUGAAGAUGCUACAUGCUAAAGACACAUCCAUCUUGUUACCAAAAUUACUGUCCGGACCAUUUACAGACAUAAUUUACCACUAAAACUGGUCUUAUUUUUAUGAUGGAAUAACACGAUCUAGUCUGGACUAGGUUUGAAGCCGGUCCUGAUCAAAGGCUUAGUUUGAACAGAGAAAGCCUGAUGUUUAAGUCCUAGUGAACCAAGUUCAGACUCACACUGGGUCUAAACCGGUCCUGGGUGGCCCAGCAACCCUGCAGACUGGGUUGUGUGAUUGGUUAGAUUGUUUUUUGUACCAAACGGUGUAGCAAAAACCGUUCAGCAUGUGAAUGUUUGAAAUCCCACAGUUUUUACAGUGACUAUGUUAAAGAGCAACAUUUUAUAGUGAUUUUAUAUCUAUGAAUUUAAAAUAGAAAUGUAUGGAGAGACACUAAUUGUUUGAUAUUUUAAUCUACUGUUUGGUAAAACUGUGCUGGCAUAUUAAAGUUUUAAUUGCUAACGUGCUGUUUAUUGAUGUCCAUUUGCCUAUUAUAUUAUUUAACAGGGACAGUGCAUAUUAAUAAACAUUACUGUAAAUACACUACAGUUUGCCAAAAGCCAUUUUCAUCUGUAGUCCAUAGACAUGUUACACCCUAAAACAUAAUUCAAAAUAUAAA
This is a messenger RNA of Sinocyclocheilus anshuiensis, 9567 nucleotides long. RefSeq names its product filamin C, gamma b (actin binding protein 280) (gene flncb). Gene Ontology annotation, molecular function: actin filament binding. Gene Ontology annotation, biological process: actin cytoskeleton organization. The coding region runs from base 455 to 8656 and encodes 2733 amino acids. Lineage: Eukaryota; Metazoa; Chordata; Actinopteri; Cypriniformes; Cyprinidae. The transcript has 49 exons. The record is from RefSeq and is a predicted model, not a curated record.